Messenger RNA from Drosophila persimilis, 2884 nucleotides. RefSeq names its product WD repeat-containing protein 36. Gene Ontology annotation, cellular component: Pwp2p-containing subcomplex of 90S preribosome; small-subunit processome. The transcript has 3 exons. The record is from RefSeq and is a predicted model, not a curated record. Gene Ontology annotation, molecular function: protein binding. Gene Ontology annotation, biological process: rRNA processing. Bases 45 to 2795 code for a protein of 916 amino acids. Lineage: Eukaryota; Metazoa; Arthropoda; Insecta; Diptera; Drosophilidae.
UGUUGUUUAAUAAGUAAAACUGCAAAAAAAAGUAAAUACACAGAAUGACAGAGGAUAAUAAUGAGUCGGAGCCACGGGCCGUGUUCAAGGAGAGCAGCAAAAUCUUUCGCCGCAACCGAGCCCUGGGCUAUGUGAGCAACCAUGUACCCGCAGUGACGCGGUACGUCCAGCGCCGCAGAGACACGCUGGUGAUCACCUGCAUCGGGCGCUCGUUCCAGGUGUACACUGCCAGCCACUUCCGCCUUCUCCAUGUGAGUGGCCUGCACCCGGACGACAUUACGGCCCUGGCAACCGACAGGCUGCACACGUACACGGCGAGCAACAAGUGCAUUUACGCCUGGCGGGCUGGCAAGCACAUACGCCAUGUCUAUCGUGGCCACAACCGGGAUGUGCACCUUCUGCUGCCCUUCGGCUCGAAUCUGAUUGCCGUGGACCACGAAAACGUGCUGAAAGUGUGGAACAUUUUCACCGAGGAUGUGUAUCUGGAGGUUCCGUUCAAGGUGGAGGAGUUCCAGGUUACGGCUGUAGCUCAUCCGCCCACAUACAUUAACAAGAUAGUGCUCGGCUCCCGCCAGGGCCAGAUCAAAAUCCUAAACAUCAAGAAAAACAGCAUUGUGUGCACCUUCAACCACCACGAGAGCCGCGUGACUUGCAUCGAGCCGGCGCCAGCACUGGACGUGGUGGCUGUGGGGCAUGGCGAUGGCGCCAUCAUUGUGCUGAAUCUGAAGUUCGACGAGGUGCUCAUGGCCUUUAAGCAGGACUGGGGCGUGGUCACCAGUCUAGCCUUCCGCACGGACGGUCCUCCUAUUCUGGUGUCAGCCUGCAGAAACGGUUACAUGGCCUUCUGGAAUCUGGAAGAGCGCAAGCUGGCUGGCCAACUGCAGGCGCAUGAGAAGGAGAUCACCACGGCCAUCUGCUUUCCCAGCGAGCCGGUCGUGUUCACCACCUCCCCUGACAACUCCAUGAAGCUCUUUGUCUUCGACAUGCCUGACGGUGGCGCACGCCAGUUGCGCAUUCGUGAGGGGCACACCAAGCCACCGCUUUGCAUACGUUAUCACGGCAGCUCCGGCGUCUCCAUACUCUCCUCCGGCGAGGACAGCACUUUGCGGGUCUUUUCCACCCUCUCCGAGUCUCUGAACAAGAGUAUGGGCAGGGCCUCCUACAACCCAAAGGCCACCAAGUAUAAGAAUCGCUUUCAGUUCGACAAGUUUAGCAUGCCGCCGAUUCUGGAGUUCACCUCGGACACGGCGCGCGAGAAGGAGUGGGACAACAUAGCCGCCAUCCAUGCGGGCAUCAUACAGACCACCACAUGGACGUUCGACAAGAGCCGCAUGGGCGAGCACCGCCUGGUGCCGAAGCAAUUCCAAAACAAGAAUCGCGUCAACUUCCAGAGCGAGACCACGUGCAUUGUCCUGACGCACUGCGGCAACUUUGUGAUCAUUGGAUACAGCAGUGGCGACAUCGAGCGCUUCAACAUCCAGUCGGGACUGCAUCGCGCCAGCUACGGAGCGCCGGCUCACGAGAAGGCCGUGCGCGGAUUGGCCAGCGACAAUCUCAAUCAGUGCGUGAUUUCUGGCUGCUCUGAGGGGCUGCUCAAGUUCUGGCCCUUCAAGGGAAAGGUUGACAAGCCCCUGGCCAUAUUGCGCUUGGCAGAUGGUAUAUCGAUAAUGCGACAGCACAGAGAGAGCUCGAUGCUGGCCAUUGGACUGGACACCUUCAAGGUGUACGUCAUUGACAUGCACACGCGGGUGAUUGUGCGAAAGUUUGUGGGCCACACAGCCAAACUGAACGAUCUAACCUUUAGUCCGGACAGCCGUUGGCUGAUCACAGCGGCAAUGGACUCCACAAUCAAGGUGUGGGACAUACCCUCCUCGUACAUGAUUGACCACUUCCGUGUCGAGCGGCCUUGCGUAUCGCUGAGCAUGUCUCCCAAUGGUGACUUUCUGGCCACGGCUCACGUCAAUCUCCUGGGCAUCUACCUUUGGGCCAACAAGACGCUGUUCAAUCAGAUUUCCUUGCGUUCCAUUGACCCACAUGAACCAGCCCCAUAUGUCGGACUGCCCACAAACGUUUGCGAUGCCAUGGAUCUGGAGGAUGGCAUGAAGGAGCUGGAAAUCGAUGGGGACGACGAAGAACUGGGCGAGACGAUCGAUGCCCAAUACGAGACACCAAAGCAGUUGGCACCCGAGUUAAUCACCUUAUCGGGCCUGGCUGCCUCACGCUGGCAAAACCUUCUUGAUCUGGAGCUUAUUAAGCAGCGCAACAAGCCCAAGGCCCCACCCAAGGCACCGAAGCAGGCGCCUUUCUUCCUGCCCACUGUGUCUGGCCUAGAAAUGCGCUUCGAUGUGACCAAUUCGGCCUCAGACAAGGACAGCUCGCGCAUCUUACAAGCCUCCACACUCAACAAUCUAACCACUUUCGGCCAGUUGCUGGAGGAAACUGCCACCAGCAGCGAUUUCAAUCCCGCCGUGACUCACAUAACCCAGCUGGGUCCCUCGAUGGUCGACUUUGAGAUCAAAUCGCUGCAUCCGGAGGCCGGCGGAACCCUUCUGGCUAUGGUGCAGUUCCUCAAGCUCAUCGAGUUCAUGUUCAGCACCAACCUCAACUUUGAACUGGCCCAAUCCUACCUGAGUGUCUUUCUUCGUUCACACGGCCUCACCCUGACGGAGUCCCCUGACCUGGUCCGAGCACUGCGCACUGUUUCGCGGGUACAGGAGCAGGCCUGGGAUAGAGUCGAAAGUAAGCUGACCUACGGAACCGGCGUGGUGGCCGCCCUACGUAACUUUGCGAACUAGUGAAUAGUCUCCCCCCAUACCCCCAUCUACUCGUAAUUGUAGUUUUUUCAUCCAUUUACGCUGUAAAUAAAUUGACACAAAACGACGAA